Tuber aestivum (summer truffle) is the source of this 2703-nucleotide messenger RNA. NCBI's taxonomy places the organism in Eukaryota, Fungi, Ascomycota, Pezizomycetes, Pezizales, Tuberaceae. The record is from the annotation of a GenBank genome assembly.
GCCACACUUUUCCCAAUAUCUGUCCAAUCUCCUCGGUAGCCGAUACCUUUUCAAUUCUCCCCAAAAUCAAUAAAACACAUGUGGCGGGUUCGCCAUACUGUACCCUUCCAAGUUCUACGAGUUUCUUGCGCCUAGGGGCACCUGUGCUUGUUUCCGUCAACCUUUGCCCUCCAGACACCUAUCCAUAAAACCCCCUCCUUAUCUCUCCGUGUUUUCCUUGGAAUACCUAGCUCUCUGCCAGCAGUUAUACGUCGGAAGAUCUCGCGACUGACAGCAAAGGUGUUUGUUUGGCUUAUGUGGCCUUGUUCCUUUGUGCACUAGAGAAAUCUCGCGAACUUGAGCUAACGAACUACAAAUCAUGGCCUCCGCGCCCCUACCGGUACCUACACCAUCUGUCCAGCCACCGGCAGACGACCCACUCCCACUCGAGUCUGAUAACUCAUGUUCGCCCUCUUCCUCGAAAGAAGUCUCUCCUGCUAGCUCUCCUGCCCUCUCACGUUCUACGUCCUUCGUUGGCUCGAACGAGGAUUGGGGUGAGGUCUUCCCUCCCUUGGACAAACUUACGGUCUUCGACUUCCUCGACCAGUUUGCCCUCCCACAGAGACUCGAGAGAAUCAAUGAGCAGAUCAACAGAAAGAUACAAUUCCAGAGCGAGAGCCUAAAGAAGCAUCGUGACAAGGUUAAGUUGGAGUAUGUAAAGCAGAAAGAGAGGGUCAUUAAGAAAACGGAUGUCGAGUUCGAAAAGUACCGCAAACGAUAUAGCCAGGGACUCGAGAAGGUUCUUAAUAAAUGGGAUGAUACUAGGGUUGUUUCUACAAGGGAGAAGAUCUCGUUCGUGGUUGGUGUCUGCAAUAUCUUCAUUACAGGAUUCCUGAUUGGCGGAUAUCCGUGAGUUUGUUCUGUCGGUGUUUUUAUAUGGAGCGAAUCCUAAUGUGUCAGCGUCAUAGCGAAUGGAUCCAUGUGUGGUAUUCUAUUCAGCUUCUAUACUUUAUGCCAAUCCGCUAUUUCACCUAUCACAAGCGCGGUUACCAAUACUUUUUGGCUGAUCUGUGCUACUUUGUUAACCUUCUUCUCUUGCUCAACAUUUGGGUUUUCCCGAACUCUCGGCGUCUAAUGAUCUCGACAUACUGCCUUGCAUACGGAAACAAUGCUUGGGCCAUUGCGAUGUGGAGGAAUUCCUUGGUUUUCCACUCGCUUGAUAAAGUUACGUCUUUAUUCAUUCACAUUAUGCCCCCGGUUGUCCUGCAUUGUCUGGUGCAUUUGUUGGAUCAGGACAUUGUUGACUCCCGCUUCCCAUCCAUUAGUAGGGUUAAGGGAGUGGAGAAGUAUGGUUUGAUCGAGAUGGUUAUUUGGGCAACUGUUCCUUAUGGAAUAUGGCAAUUGUCUUAUCAUCUAUUAAUCACGGUUAGCACCCCCGGGGCUUGCGCUGUAUUCGCUGUCUGCUAAUUGUCGCUUUAGGUGAGGAGACGCGAAAAAAUUGCAGCAGGGCGCCCAACGUCGUUCACCUGGCUUCGCAAGAGCUAUUCAAAGACCUGGAUUGGCAAACUCGUCCUCCGUCUACCAGAAACUAUGCAGGAACCUGCAUUCAUGCUGAUUCAGUACUCUUACGCUGUUUUAACUAUGCUGCCAUGUCCUUUCUGGUUCUAUCACAAGGGCUUUUCUGCUCUCUUCCUAACAGCUGUUGGCCUCUGGAGCAUCCAUAAUGGUGCUACCUACUAUAGUAAGUGACCGAGCCUGGCCUCCUUUAAAGGUUAUGACUAAAAUUAUCCCAAAGUCGAUGUGUUUGGCAAACGCUUCCAGAACGAACUUGAACAGCUGAAGAAGGAUGUUGCAAAGUGGCAGAACUCCCCUCUCUUAAACGAAAGCAAUGGGGACACAAAGCACAUGGAGCCCUUGAACCUUACGAUAAAGACAACCACCGAGUUGACCGCCACCGACAGAGGAGAGAAGAAGCCAGACGGCGGUGAACUUCGGGAGCGGAGCAUCACUAGCUCUGUUACUACCGAAACCUUGUAGAGUUGAAUAGUUACGAGAAGUAGGCUUAACGGUUUUUGCUUUAUUGUUUCUUCUUGGUCUUUGGUUUUUUUGUGGGUGUUGGAUGAAUUCAUAGGAAUGACCGGGAUGGCCCGGGCUAGGUGGUUUUCAUUGUUUUACUAUUAUUACCAUUCAUUCAUCUUGGGUGAGCUUGGGCGCCGCCACCGGUGUCGGUGUGCUCACCGUACUUGCACAGGAUUCGGCCCUGGAAGAUGGGUUUCGCUUUGGAAUAUCAUACCUUUAACCGACGCCUGGCUCUCCGGUAGGGAUCCGUCCAGUUUUGUUCCUGUUCGAUAUUCUCCUGUCCUCUUUUUCCCCUCUCCUUGGCCGGUUAUGAGCGGGAUUUAUGCCCGGGUUUUUCUGCCUUCUAUUUCUUUUCAUCUCUGCGCGAUUGGUCCUGACUUGGAGAUGAUAAUAAUGAUUAGCUUGACGUGAUAGGUGGUGGUGGGUGAUGUAUGGGUUUAUGAAUUAACUUUCUCACUCUAAUGCGUACCUCUAAUGUAAUGUAUCUCUAUCAACUGUAUUCCAAGUUCCCAACGUUGUGACUCUGAAGGAAGAAAGUUUCCAAGCCCAGCCCCUCCCUUCUCCCCCAAACACACAAUAUUGCAUUACCCACCCCUCCGGAAACCCGAUCCGGACCAGAAACGGCCUGAUGUCAAUCCCCCCUCC